AUGGUCAUCCCUUCCGCCUUCACCCAGGCUCACAUCGAUGCCUUCUACCACUACAUUGGCUUCCCAGCUAGCCUGCGACAGCACCGUCCAUUGGAAGACGCUGCAAAGGACAUCCAUUUUCUCACCCAACUCCAUGUUUGUAUGAUUGCGGCAGUGCCGUACGACAAUCUUUGGCUGCACUACGACCCCACCCACAGGGUCGACAUCACCGCUCUUGGCAGCUUCGACAAGAUCGUCACACAAGCUCGGGGUCGUGGCAGCUACUGCAUGGGCAACCACGUCCUCCUGAACCAUAUCCUUCGCUUCUUGCAGUUUCCCGUCUACCUCGGCCCAGCUCGAACCAGGCCGCGAGUUGACUCCGUCCCUCAAGGCGAGUUCCCCGGCUGGAUCCAUCUCGUGAACAUCAUCACACUUUCUGAUGGCCAAGUAUGGACUAUGGAUGUUGGAUUCGGCGGUGAUGGCCCAACAAAGCCCAUACCGCUUGUCCAUAAUCAGCCGCAGGUCAACCUGGGCAGCCAGGAGGUUCGCCUUAUCCGUGAUUGGAUCCCAACACAACUGCACCGCACCGAGGCGAGCAAGCUCUGGAUCUAUGAGUACCGCAAUGGAAAGGACAAGGCGUGGAACUCGUUCUACGCUUUCUCGGAAACAGAGGCGAUGGAGGCUGACUUCCAUGUCAUCAACCACUUCACUGGGACCAGCCCUGACAGCCAUCAUACUAUUACACAGCUGCUUGUCAGGUUCCUGAGAAGAGAGAAGGAGGAUGGAUCUGGCGACCAAGAGAUCUACGGCAAGCGCAUGCUGGUCAACGCGGUCGUUAAAGAGAACCUUGGUGGUAAGACGAAGGUCGUGGAGGAGUGUAAGACGGAGGCGGACCGCAUAAGGGUGCUGAAGGAGUGGUUUGGUAUCACACUGACUGAGAAAGAGAAGGAGGCUAUUAAAGGGACGGCAACGGAGCUGAAAUAG
Macroventuria anomochaeta is the source of this 963-nucleotide messenger RNA. RefSeq names its product arylamine N-acetyltransferase 2. The transcript has a single exon. The coding region runs from base 1 to 963 and encodes 320 amino acids. NCBI's taxonomy places the organism in Eukaryota, Fungi, Ascomycota, Dothideomycetes, Pleosporales, Didymellaceae. Gene Ontology annotation, molecular function: acetyltransferase activity. The record is from RefSeq and is a predicted model, not a curated record.